Molecule: messenger RNA, 2138 nt
Organism: Agrilus planipennis (emerald ash borer)
Lineage: Eukaryota; Metazoa; Arthropoda; Insecta; Coleoptera; Buprestidae
Product: tankyrase-like
Exons: 7
Coding region: 282-2111 (609 amino acids)
Cellular component (GO): cytosol
Molecular function (GO): protein binding; NAD+ poly-ADP-ribosyltransferase activity
Source: RefSeq, a predicted model, not a curated record
UACGGAAAAAAUAGUACACCACUGUAACUGGAUGCACUCUAGAAAAGAUCGACCUACUUUAACUGUCAAAGUACUGUCAAAAUAGUUUCUGUUGCUCAGCCUUACUAGAGGUUAUUCUGCCUUUAUUUUUUGUUUUUUGUUGCAUCAAAACCACUUGAAAAUGACCUAAAAUGUUGUCAUAUUACCAUGUUAAAAAUUGUCUUUAAAGUUUUAUGUUUUUCGUGAAAAAUGUCGGAUUUACUGUGAUCCUUAUGUUGAGUAACAAAAAGUGAAACUUUGAAAUGGCGAAUCGACGAGCCGUUUUGGCAUCUUCCAUGGAAACAUUGCCGAGUUCCAGCGACCCUUUGAGAGAGCUUUUCGAAGCAUGUAAAACUGGGGACAUUUCCAGAGUCAGAAAAUUGGUCACUCCUCAAACAGUUAAUGCAAGGGACACUGCAGGGAGAAAGUCGACACCCUUACAUUUCGCUGCAGGCUAUGGUAGAAGAGACGUUGUAGAAUUUUUAUUAUCAUCUGGAGCUUCAAUUCAAGCAAGAGACGAUGGAGGGCUGCAUCCACUUCAUAAUGCUUGCUCAUUUGGCCACGCAGAUGUAGUGAGACUAUUACUUGAAGCAGGUGCUAAUCCAAACACCAGGGAUAAUUGGAAUUACACACCGUUACAUGAAGCUGCAAUAAAAGGCAAAAUAGAUGUUUGUAUAGCACUUUUACAACACGGUGCCGAUCCAAACAUACGAAACACGGAGGGAAAAACACCCCUCGAUCUAGCAGAUGCUGCCGUGAAACCCGUUCUGACAGGCGAAUAUAGGAAAGACGAGCUCCUGGAGGCAGCAAGGUCUGGGGCUGAAGACAGGUUAUUGUCCCUUUUAAAUCCCCUUAACGUAAACUGCCACGCUAGCGAUGGCCGGCGUUCAACACCCUUGCAUUUAGCUGCUGGAUAUAAAGGCGGACUCAUUCCACUCCAUAACGCGUCGAGUUACGGGCACCUGGACAUUGCAGCCCUCCUCAUCAAGUUCAACACGGUUGUCAAUGCCACCGAUAAAUGGGGCUUUACACCUCUUCACGAGGCAGCCCAGAAAGGACGAACUCAACUAUGUGCUCUCCUACUCGCACAUGGUGCCGACCCAUUCCUGAAAAAUCAAGAGGACCAAGCGCCAGUCGACCUAGCUAUCCAGGAGGACGUCCGUUGUCUCUUACGAGACGCUAUGGCGUCCCAACAAUCGGUACCAACAGCGUCUUCAGCGUCCGUGAACGCCGUUCUAAGACCGCCCUCUGUCGCUUUAUCGCACGCGUCAACAAGCUCGUCCGUCCAAGCUGCAGUUAAAGAGGUGGUGAUAAUGCCUUCAGGAGCACCCUUAACGCUAACUGUCCCAGUAGCGACUACGCGUAUGAGCAUUGCGAUGCCAAACGCCGAAGGAUGUGCUGAAACGUUGAAACUGGAAGGAAGUGUUCAAGAAUCUGGAGAGGUGGUUAAUAUUGCCACAUUUUUAGCCAAUUUAAACUUGGAACAUUUAUUGGAAUUAUUGGAACGUGAACAAAUCACGUUGGAUAUUCUAGCCGAGAUGGGUCACGAAGAUUUAAAGCAAAUCGGCAUUUCUGCAUAUGGUUACCGUCAUAAGUUGAUAAAGGGCAUAGAAAGAUUCGUUGCAAACUAUGGCAGUCCUUGGACGACUCCUUCAAAUCCUGGAACGCUCCUAGUUGACCUACUGACAGAUGACAAGGAAUACAUAGCAGUCGAAGAAGAGAUGCAAAACACAAUCCAAAGACAUCGAGAUAACGGUCAUGCUGGUGGCAUUUUUAGUAGAUACAACAUAAUAAGGAUACAAAAGGUACAAAAUAGGAAAUUAUGGGAACGUUACACGCACAGAAGGCAGGAAGUAGCGGAAGAAAAUGGUAACCAAAGUAACGAAAGAAUGCUAUUCCACGGUUCUGCUUUUAUAAAUGCGAUAGUGCAAAAAGGUUUCGACGAAAGACACGCGUACAUAGGGGGCAUGUUCGGAGCCGGAAUAUAUUUCGCCGAACACUCAUCGAAAAGUAAUCAAUACGUUUAUGGAAUUUGCGGAGGGACAGGUUGCUCGGCACACAAGGAUCGAUCCUGCUACAUUUGUCACAGGUAAAAAUACAAAAAAGACAUUUAAAAUAAC